Molecule: messenger RNA, 1547 nt
Organism: Exaiptasia diaphana
Lineage: Eukaryota; Metazoa; Cnidaria; Anthozoa; Actiniaria; Aiptasiidae
Product: cilia- and flagella-associated protein 73
Exons: 10
Coding region: 61-1206 (381 amino acids)
Source: RefSeq, a predicted model, not a curated record
UCGAAUGUGUUCUGAGCACUUGAAUGGCUUCUCGAUAAACAGUUUAUAAUAUAUAUCGACAUGGAGAAAGUCCUAAGCUACAAUCUUGAGCUCGAGAAGCAAAAGCAAAACGUCUUUGUCACSCAAUUAAGAGAAGAUGAAGAUGACGAAGAAAAAGAUKUUAGAAAGUUUCCAAUCGUACAAGAGUCAGCAGAUAAGCUUCUGGACACUGGCCUCAAGACAUUGCAGUCCACACUACUUUUAAAAAAGCAAGUUGAAGUGGAAAAAGUACAAGAAAAUUUAGAGAUUAAAAGACAACAAUUUACAGAACGGAUGGCAAUCUGUAAAGAGAAGGAAGAAGAACUCAAGAAAAAACAAUURCAGAUCAGGGAACGUGUUACCAGGUUUGAAAAAUUCAUCAAAGAAAAUGAYGCAAAGAGAAGGCGGGCCAUCCAAAAGUAUCAGACGGAGCUGAAGCUUAAAAAUCAAAAGACAAAGGAACAGGGUUCGCUGUCACAGGAACUGCACACGUUACGACUAAAGAAUUCAACUCUGGAGAACAAAAUAGCCAAAUAUUCGGUGUAUGAAAGAUUUUUACACAAAGUAACUGACAUUGUCCCUGAUGAUUAUCUAGAAGCCAGUGACUCYAUGAUAAUGGGUUUGAUGAUGAGAUUUAAGACCUUGAGCACCACCAAUGAAACAUUAGUGAACCUCUUGACAGACAGAGCAGACGAGGUGGAAAAAUGUCAGCAGAAAUUACAAGAAAUGAACCUCAGCCAUACUCAGAAUUUAGUGUUGAUAAACAGUGAGCUGGCUUCUCUUCAAGAGAGGUUAGAGGACACAAUGCAGAAAAAURCAGAGCUUGAUCAGCACCUUGUCAACAGGAAGAUGGUUAUCAGAGAACAGAGUGAAACGUUAGGAAGAAUUAAGUUGGCCAUCAAUAACAUAGCUGAAAGAUGUCAAAGAAAAGUACUCGUCCCAGUAGAAACACAAGAUUUUGAGACAAAAAUGGGAAUUAUACAGGGGCACUURAAAGAAUAUAACGAUAUUGUGAUACUGGCAAAACCUUCAGAAACCUCUUCAGAAAAACAGAGCUACCAACUCAGCAGUCCGUCUAUCUUGAAACACAGAGAAUCGCGUCUUCCCAGCACGCACAAAACGUUGAAAUUCGCCGAUARCGUCCCGCGUAAAACGGCUCGUUCAAACACAAGAGGUGCAGUAGCAUAGUUACGUGCUGACGUGAAGUCAUAGGUUGUCACUGACCAUACCAGUACUGUCAUCGUCAUCCUAAUAUGGAAUGUCCCCCUAAGUGUACCAGAGUGCUAUGCGAUCCGCGUUUUUUUUAUAAAAUGAACCUGGAUGAAAGGUUAUAAACACUGUCUUAUCUUUCAGUAUAUUUUGCGGCUUUAAUUAAUUGUUGGAGUGCAAAAUGUAUAAUAAUGGAAAGACUUCUUCGGACAACUGUCAGAUUAAUCUUUUUUAAUACAUACACAGAAGAAAUUAUUUUAUCAUGAUAUCCAAAUGUAAAUAUGUAAAGGAAUGAAUAAUAAAAGUUAAAACGUUUUUAA